GUGGCCGAGCUUUGGCUCGUACGACCUCUGGAACCAAACAAGAGAAAGCAGUUCAUGAAGUAUGCUUGUCGGAUCACGAUGAACCCCAAAACUGCAAAUUCAGAAGUGAUUCUGUCCAACGGAAACAGGCAUGCAACAGUAGGGAAAAAAAUACAAUAUGACAACAACACAGAGAAGUUUGACUCCUUGCCCCAAGUGCUGUGUAGGGAGGGUCUGUCUGGACGUUGUUACUGGGAGGUUCAGUGGAGUGGGGAUGAUGGGGUUGAGAUAGCAGUGGCGUAUAAAGGCAUCAGCAGGAAAGGAGAGGAUAAUAAUGCCUGUCUGGGAUAUAAUGAGAAAUCCUGGAGUUUGUACUGCUCUCACUCAAUGUAUACUUUUCGACAUAAUAGCGAGACCACUUCAGUUUGUGGACCAUCCUCCUCUACAAUAGGAGUUUACCUGGACCACAGGGCAGGAACUCUGUCCUUUUACAGUGUCUCUAAGGACUCAAUGACCCUCCUCCACCGCGUCCAGACCACCUUCACUGAACCCCUCUAUCCUGGGUUUUCAAUAUACUCUCAUAAAGUUUCUGAGACAUAUUACAACCGCGAUACAGUUAAAGGGUCUACAGUUCAACUGCAAAUUUUACAGUAA
Molecule: messenger RNA, 633 nt
Organism: Scleropages formosus (Asian bonytongue)
Lineage: Eukaryota; Metazoa; Chordata; Actinopteri; Osteoglossiformes; Osteoglossidae
Product: stonustoxin subunit beta-like
Exons: 2
Molecular function (GO): protein binding
Source: RefSeq, a predicted model, not a curated record